Molecule: messenger RNA, 2880 nt
Organism: Penicillium concentricum
Lineage: Eukaryota; Fungi; Ascomycota; Eurotiomycetes; Eurotiales; Aspergillaceae
Exons: 4
Coding region: 1-2880 (959 amino acids)
Source: RefSeq, a predicted model, not a curated record
AUGCCAUUCACAGCCCAAGAACGGAAGAAGGUUGAAAGACUCAGACGGAAGUACAGAAUUGAAUUCCGCGGAGAGCUUCCAAGCCAUGAAUGGCCCGAUUUCCAUCGUCCGAUUUUUACUGCGGUUGAUGAGCUAGGAAAGAGGCAAUUCGACACCUAUGCGGCUUGUGCGACAGCUAUUGAAGAUGCACCAUGGACUGCAGAAAUAAAAAAACAUGCUGAUGAGCUCUCUGAACGGGCUAAGCGCUGUGUGAGGCGAAAUGAAUCGACCUGGCGGUUUGCGUGCGAACCUUACGUGUUGGCUCGACUUACUUCAGAAGUCGUAUGCAAGUUUUGUCGGAAGAGAGUAUGGCGUUCGGAAAUCGAAGCGACAAGUGAGGCGAACUCGACUAUAACAGAAGCCCUGCGUGUUCGGCAGAAUAAACGAAAGCCAUGUCGCUGUUCGCGAGACUUCAGGCUUGGGGAUUCAAUGGAAGCUAUCGGGCUGAAUCGGAUUUUUGGCCAUCGGGAAGAUGAACUAAUACACCACGAUCCAACUGUCCAGAAAGAACUACCAAGUGCUACAAAGCCAGAUGCAAUAUACGGACUUCGACAGACUCGAAACAUUGAAAACCUCUUGAACGACACAGCCUGUAUAGGUAGGCCGGAGGAUGAUCAGGAUAUGCUUGUUCAUGAGAUCCUGGGAGAUCCUCCGCUCAGUGAGGAAGGAGAUCCAGUGGUGUUCCCAUUUCUUCUUCUCGAGGCAAAGUCAGCGAAGUCGGCCGAUAGCGAUUGGAAUUCCAUUAAGUUGCAAUCCGCGUUUCCGGUGCGGACACUGUUAUGCACGCAGGAGUUGUUGAAAAAUAUGACUGAGCGGCACGCGAAGCGGCACGCUGAUCCAUUAGUCUGGUUACUAAUGAAUAGAGGAGAGGAUUGGCGAGUGUCUGUGGCAUGCGUAUGUAAUGGUGCAGGCGAGAAAUCUGGGACUAUUGGUACUACUGAAUAUCAAAUUUUUGAUCUAUGGGGAGGCUCUAUUACAUCGAGAAAUGGGGCAUUACAGCUUCUGCUGAUUGUCGAUUAUGUCUUUGAGUGGGCUCGUGACAUUUAUCGCGAGGACAUAUUAAACCAACUCAGGAUCGUAGCAUCUGGGCAGAAUGAUUGUGCAAGCAUGAUUCAUCCAGAUACCGACAUAUUUUCCACAUUCACGUCAAUACAUCCUAACACAUCGGAUGAAAGCUCUAGAAGCACCCAAGACAGCUAUCAUCUGGGUCUCAAGGGUUUCGAAGCAUUGGACAGCCCGUUGGGGAUCAUUCGACAUGCCACCUUUGUCGAGAGUCAAUAUCGUUGCUUUUUAGUGACAAGAGACAAUGUGACGACAAUGCUACAAUCAACUCAAGAUCAAGCUAGGAAAAUCCUGGCGAGACAAAUUAUCACAAAGUUGCAAGAGAUUCCUCUAUCGAUAAGUUGGGCCUGCCUGGGUAUGAUGGAGGAGGAGUGGACUGGACGUUCUCGGAUGCCACGAUCACAUCAUCUCGAUCAAAUCAAAUUCUAUGCUUUAGUGACAUAUGCUUCAUUCCUACUGCCGAACUGGGUGAAGGUUCGGGAAUUGACCGUGAUUGCCGUUGCUGAAGACGCAUUUGAGGAUCUCGUUAUGGCCUCCAUGUACAGCCGACGGCGAGUAACUUGUCGGCCGCCUUUGGUGGGAAAUGAAUGUGAAAUCGAAGUGCUGAAGAACAUCAUCGCUAAACUUCAUGCGGGAAAUACGAGACACACCCUCUUCGCUGCCAUCCGACGAAUUUGCCUGAGAGUAGAUGGCAGGGGAUCUCGGAUUCGUUUGGUGGCUAGCAAUUCAAGUCCUAGGGAUAUCGUCCAUUACAUCUACAACCAGUUCAAGAAAGGGGAACUCGAACCCCAAGAACCAUUUUUGAAUACAUCGAGUUCCUUUGACCAGAUACAUAUGUCAAAUUCAUCACUGGAGCCUUUUGACUUUGGUACUCUCAAUGUUUCCUCAGACGGGUGUGUUCUGGUCUAUGCCCACGGCCAUCAACACGAUGCUGGACGCCAGAUGAGCUCGGUAUGCGUCUUUCUCAUGGAUGGACCACCCGAUUUACCAACGCCAGCGAUUUUAGGCAUGGUAAUCAAAAACACGUUUGAGAACCAUGAUGUCUAUCAUACCUCGCGAAUUCAUAGGGUCCCGAACAUCCGCGGCUUCGGAAAAGAUAAAUAUGGAAAACGGUGGAACAUUGAAAACUCUUAUGGUAUUUUCUCAGAAGGAUUUCAAUUUGUGGAUUGGAUCCUAUUUCUGGGAUGCGAACCUCCCGUUCGCCAAGGUUCGUCACGGCCCGGGCUAAGUGCGUAUCUCUUUUCGCGCAAUCUUUACCCUUGGCAGGAACCUGGAUAUAUAUAUUCAUCCAUCGCGAGGCGGAUCUUUAACAUUUACAAAAUUGUCACUCGGGAGGUUCGAUACUGGCGGACUAUUGCGAAAGAAUCCAGAGACCAGGGGAUCGAUUGCUGUGAUAUUUGCGCCGGUGAAGUGGAAUUUGGGGGGAAUAUUUGCGAAGAGUGCGGUUUCGAGAUCGACCAAGUAGACGAGUUUUGGUUCAAAAAUGCCCUUCUUGGGAAGCAGCCAAUUGACUACAGACCCAUCGACCCAGACUUUCAAGAAUUCGCGCGAAAUCUGCGCUUCGAUAUGGAAUAUCAUGAAGCAGGCGAUAUCAAUGUCAAGUUUGAGAAAUAUCUCAGUUUUUACGAGGAAUUAGAUGAGGGAUACGAUGACUUGCAGGAAUUACGAGUGCAGUCUAGGAAGUUUGAGAGGAUCCAGUGGGAAGCAGAGUGGCCUUCCAGGAAACGAAAAAGAUCUAGUGAGAUAGGUUCAGAAACUGACAUUGUGGAGGAGAUUUAA